Messenger RNA from Pochonia chlamydosporia 170, 1020 nucleotides. RefSeq names its product carbonic anhydrase 2. Gene Ontology annotation, cellular component: cytoplasm. Gene Ontology annotation, molecular function: zinc ion binding; carbonate dehydratase activity. Bases 1 to 1020 code for a protein of 339 amino acids. The record is from RefSeq and is a predicted model, not a curated record. Gene Ontology annotation, biological process: cellular response to carbon dioxide; carbon utilization; cellular response to oxidative stress. The transcript has a single exon. NCBI's taxonomy places the organism in Eukaryota, Fungi, Ascomycota, Sordariomycetes, Hypocreales, Clavicipitaceae.
AUGCUCCUCCCCCGCCUCAUCUUCGCACCAUCACCAUCCCUACGCAGCAUCACCCGCGUAGCAGCCACCGCAUCAAGACCUUUCGCAUCCGAUCCUCUCUGCAUCGCCAGAUCCAGCUCCAGCUCCAGCUCCAGCUCCAGAUCCAAAUCCGCACAAGCUCCCACACUCGCACGACUCGCCAGCUCCUGUUGCGGCUCCUCAACCUCAACCCCUCCAUCCAACAAUCCUCAUAAAUACCAAACCCCCUCCUCCUCCUUCACCACCACCACUCCCACAGCAAACUACUCAACCUCAUCACCACCCUCCCCCUUCACCUUCAAAAUGUCCUCCUCCGACAACAACAAACCCCCUUCCGCCGAAGACGUCUCCAAAUACCUCCGCGAAACCCACGACCGCCUCUUCGACAAUAACCGCGCCUGGGCUGCCGAAAAGGCCGAAAGGGACCCAGGCUACUUCGCCAAACUGUCCGCCGGACAAUCCCCCGAAUACCUCUGGAUAGGAUGCAGCGACUCCCGCAUCCCCGCCGAGCAAAUCACCGGCCUCGAGCCAGGCGAGGCUUUCAUCCACCGCAACAUUGCUAACCUCGUCUGCAACACCGAUCUCAAUGUUAUGAGCGUCAUCAACUACGCCGUGCGCCACCUCGGCGUCAAGCACAUCAUUGUCUGCGGACACUACGGCUGCGGCGGUGUCAAGGCCGCCAUGACACCCAAGGACCUGGGGCUGUUGAACCCCUGGUUGCGGAACAUUCGCGACGUGUACAGGCUGCAUGAGAAGGAGCUGGAUGCCAUCCCUGACGAAGAGCAGCGCUACAAUCGACUGGUUGAGCUGAAUGUCGAGGAGCAGUGCCGCAAUAUCGUCAAGACUGCUGCUGUUCAGCAGAGCUAUGCCAAGAACCAGUUCCCUGUUGUCCAUGGCUGGGUCUUUGGUUUCCAUGAUGGCUUGUUGAAGGACCUCAAGAUUGAUUUCCAGGCCAUGUUGAAGAAUAUCCAGAAGAUUUACAAUCUUACUGAGGCUGAGUAA